Olea europaea var. sylvestris is the source of this 913-nucleotide messenger RNA. Its product is annotated as GPI-anchored protein LLG1-like. The record is from RefSeq and is a predicted model, not a curated record. The transcript is spliced from 3 exons. Bases 269 to 784 code for a protein of 171 amino acids. Lineage: Eukaryota; Viridiplantae; Streptophyta; Magnoliopsida; Lamiales; Oleaceae.
UAAAACCUAACAUCCAGGUCAUAUAUUUCCAUUUCCAUUUCUAUUUUAUUUUCUAUCCAUAAAUAGAUAUACGAGCAUGAAUUUGUUUUGUACUCUUGUGGGUUUGGUAUGUGCUUAGUUAGAAAAAUAAUCCAAGUUGAAAACACAUAGAUCUACUGGAAAAGUAGAGGACUGAACUCCGGCGAGAGUUUAUGUACGCGAUUUUUGUAGAUAUUAGUGAUUGGAUUGCUUUUAGAGAUAAAAUCUGAUUGAUUAGAUCAGAAGAAUUAUGGGUUUCUGUAAUUUCAAGUGUUGUGUGAUUCUGGCUGUGUUUUUCCCCCUCUUCGGGAGCCUCUCUGCGUCUAAUUUCAUUUCAGAUUCUGUUUUUGGAUCAUCGAGUUCAACUGGAAGGAACCUCCUUCAGGCUAAGAAGUCUUGCCCAGUUAACUUUGAGUUCCAGAACUACACUAUCCUCACCAGCAAAUGCAAGGGACCACUCUACCUUCCCAACCUCUGUUGUCCUGCUCUCAAAGAUUUUGCUUGUCCGUUUGUUGAUGAUGUAAACGAUUUAUCAACUGAUUGUGCCUCGACCAUGUUCAGCUACAUUAACCUCUAUGGGAAGUAUCCACCGGGUCUAUUUUCUAGCGAGUGCCGGGAAGGGAAGCUUGGACUCGAAUGCCCUGCACUGCCACCAUCAGCAUCACGAUCAGAUAAAUCUAAGGGCUGUAGAAUAGUAAGUAAACCAUUCACAGGGAUGAUUCUUGUAGCAGCCUUUCUUGUGUUGCUGCAAUAUAUGGGAAGUUAAAUUUGAAAAGAUAGGUUUUCAGUUCGAUGUAUUGCUGUAGUUCCUUUUUUCACACUAUGUUAAGAAUACUUAAAACAUUCCCUUUGUUGUUUGAUAUUCUCUAGUUAAUCAAAUGAGUUCCUUAUGUAA